Arvicanthis niloticus (Nile rat) is the source of this 5600-nucleotide messenger RNA. RefSeq lists its product as uncharacterized. Gene Ontology annotation, molecular function: DNA-binding transcription activator activity, RNA polymerase II-specific; RNA polymerase II cis-regulatory region sequence-specific DNA binding. Gene Ontology annotation, cellular component: nucleus. The record is from RefSeq and is a predicted model, not a curated record. Lineage: Eukaryota; Metazoa; Chordata; Mammalia; Rodentia; Muridae. Gene Ontology annotation, biological process: regulation of transcription by RNA polymerase II.
CCCACCCACCACCAUCCCUGUUGGGAUCUGUCAGGCGCUUCUCGGUGUCUGGGAGUCUCUGCCUUGUCCUGUCAACUGUCUCGCUGCUCGCUGCGGAGGGAAGCUCCAUAAUUAGGACUCUGGUGUGCAGUAACCGGAAAUGGGUUCUGUGUCAUUUGAAGACAUUGCUGUGGACUUCACCUGGGAUGAAUGGCAGCACCUGGAUGCUGAUCAGAGGACUCUCUACAGGGACGUGAUGUUGGAGAACUACAGCAGCCUCCUGGUCUUGGGAUAUUGCAUGACCAAACCUGAGGUGAUCUUCAAGUUGGAGCAUGGAUUUGGGCCAUGGCCCGUGGUAGAAUCCUCUGUCCGCAGCCUUCCAGACCUGAAGGUGGCACAGAAGAUCCAACAAGGGACAACAUCCUGUGAAGAUAAAGGAUGCAUGAAGGCAUUUAUCCAGCAGUCACAGGACCCGAGGAGUCAGAUAACAUGUAAGAAAAGCGUCCGUUAUAAGUCACCUCUCAAUAAUUGUCAGAGGAUUCUUAAUGAGGAGACACUGUAUACACACAGACAGUGCAGGACGUCACACCUGGCCAAACAUGAGAGAAGUCACGAAGGGGAGAAGCCAUAUGAAAGCUCUGGGUGUGGGAAAGCUUCCCACAUCAGGUCUCAGCCUCAGAACACUCACAGAGAUGAGAAGCCCUACAAAUGUCUAGAAUGUGGGAAAUAUUUCUACUACAAGUCACAAAUCAUUGAACAUCAAAGAAGUCACACAGGAGAGAAGCCUUAUGAGUGUACAGAAUGUGGAAAAUCUUUCAGCUAUAAAUCACAUCUGACUGUACAUCACAGAAGUCACACAGGUGAGAAGCGUCACGAAUGUACAGAAUGUGGAAAAGUUUUUUACUAUAAGUCCCAACUUACCCGGCAUGAGAGGAGUCAUACAGGGGAGAAGCCCUAUGAGUGUAUGAAAUGUGGAAAAUCUUUCUACUGUAACACGCAUCUUUCUCUGCACCAGAGAAUUCAUGUAAAUGUGAAACCCUAUGCAUGUACAGAAUGUGGGAAAACUUUCUCUUUCAGUGCAUGCCUCAGUAGACACCAGAGGAUUCAUACAAAUGAAAAGCCCUAUGAAUGUACACAAUGCUCCAAAGCUUUUUACUUUAAGAAGCAACUUACUCAUCAUGAGAAAACUCAUGCUACAGAGAAGCGUUUUGAAUGUAAACAGUGUGGUAAAGCAUUUUACUGGAGGGCCAACCUUACUGUGCAUCAGAAAACUCAUGGUGGGGAGAAGCCCUUUGAAUGUAAACAAUGUGGAAAAGCAUUUUACUGCAAGUCCCACCUCACUGUGCAUCAGAGAACUCAUAUAAGUGAAAAGCUCUAUCAGUGUUCACAGUGCAGGAAAGCAUUCUACUCUCAGACACAGCUUUCUGUGCAUCAGAGAAUUCACACUGAUGAGAAGCCCUAUGAAUGUAAGCAAUGUGGAAAAACAUUCUACAGCAAGUCUGGGCUUACUGCACAUCAGAAAACUCAUACGGGUGAGAAGCCCUAUGAAUGUAAAGAAUGUGGAAAAGCAUUCUAUAACAAGUACCUGCUCAUUGAGCAUCAUAGAGUUCAUACAGGUGAGAAGCCCUAUCAAUGUACAGAAUGCAAGAAAGCAUUCUACUGCAAGAAAUACCUUUCUCUACAUCAGAAAACUCAUGCAAGCGAGAAGUCAUUUCAUUGUGCAGAGUGUGGGAAAGCUUUCUCCUGGCUCUCACACCUCACUCAACAUCAGAGAAUUCAUACAGGGGAGAAGCCCUAUGCAUGUGAACACUGUAGGAAGACUUUUUACUUCAAGAAACAACUCACCCGACAUCAAAGAACACAUGAGAAGUCAUGAGGUGUAAAUAAUGCAGGAGACCAUUUCACUGCACAUGCAACCUCUGUGUAUGAAAGAACUCAAACAAGGGAGAGACCCUGUGAGUGUACCAGAUAGAGAAAAUUUUCUCCCUCAUACAUACCUUACUCCAAGUCAGAUGAGAAAGCCUAAGAGUAUAAAGAAUGUAUAAAUUCUUACUUAAGUGUGUAAUCAGAAGGUUGUACAUGAGAAUCUGAUUAAUGUAAAAACUGUCGAAAUUUUCUAGUGUUACUGAGCCAAUGAACAUAUACUGGAGUCUGUCUGCAAACCUUGUUGGAAGGCAUGUACCACAUAUACUGUCAGUGAGAGAAUUCAUGCAUGGGGCUGCUGUCUCCUAUGAAGUGAAAAGCUGUACAAAAGCUUUCUCAUUCUUCAAAUUACUUCAGUAUAUUGUAGGUGAGUAACUCAGAAUGUAAAGAACAGAGGAAAGCUUUCUAACAUUAAGCCCCAUCAAUUCACACCUAAAAGGUUUUACAGGUGUGUGCCCCAGUGAAAUUAAUGAAAAUAGACACAUUUUGAGACAGAAAUUGGGCCUCUGCUGUAGCAACUUCUUAUGUGAUAUGAUAAGUAGAGCAAAAAGCACAGUGAGAUAUAUUAUUUUAUGUUUUUAUUUCUAGAUUCUGAUACUGCAGGUUUACUGGACCCCGUGAUUGAAGGUUGAACUUAGCAACAUAGGCAGAUUCCAUCUGAUAAAAAGCAGAAAAGUCUUCUCGAAGUGCCCAUGUGAAGUUCUGACAUUGCAGCUCCAUGUGCUGAAAACCCAUAUAAAUUAUCAAAUAUGAAGAAUAUAAAGAGUGCCAAAGCUUGUGAAGGGAACUUGAAAUCUAUCUGGCAUCAUUAACCCAACACACAUGAUUAAACAGAAGAUUCCAGUAUGAAAACAUUCUCCCUUCCAUAGUCCUUGUGACUUUUUUUUUAAUAAGGAUUCACCAACUAUUCAUAGUGUAAGAAUACUAGAAACGGCAUUCAGCCAUGCUCCCACAGUACCAACCAUCAGACACUUUAUGAAAGUGAGAGCACGAUUUAAGUUUACGGGUUGACUUGUCUUAAACGUGGCUCCGUGGCAGUGUGCUCAUCAGUCUUGUGCUGUGUGUCUGUCUACACAUAGAACUUUUCCUGUGUCAUCUUGAUUUAGGAUAGUUUUGUUCAUGUUCCUUUGUAAAUCAGUUCUAACUGUCCAUUAGUCUUUUGUCUCAUCAGACAUGGAAAUUUUAAAUAUUUUUCUUAAUUAAUUAAUUAAACAUUUUUAUAAUUAUGUAGUUUUGAGACAAACUCUUGAUCUAUAUAGCCAGUCUGUCCUCUGGCCUCCACUUGUACAUAGGUGUGUACCCUGACACAUGCAUACAGAACAUGUACCAACAAUAGAAAAAUGCCAAAUUUUUCAUACAUUAGCAAAUCGUAUAACAUUGGUCUAUGUAAUUUCCAUGUUAACUUUCAAAAGGAAUUUUGCUGAAAUGUGUUGCUUGUAGUUUUAAAAACACACUACGGCCUUAGCCUGGUAGCUUCAACUGAGCUACCAGCCCCUCCUGGCUCCCUUUUGUCCCACCUGGCUCAGCUCUGGGAUUGAUUGCAACCGUCCCCAUCCUGGCUUCCUUUUCUAACAGCCUUUGCUUGGGCUUGGCUCUGGGAUAGGCUUCAGCCAGCCUCAACCUGGCGUCUCUUUCUCCCCACCUUAUGCUCUGGGAGUUGACCAGUCCACCAGCCCACUCCGAGACCCUAGAGUUCGAGGACAAAGGACACAGUUUUAUGUUUUAGGACUUGUUGGCUAGGCAUAAUUGCUGGGCACAGAAUCUCCUGCCUGGAAAGGCAUGCCCUCAUCAAUUAUUAUCUCUGUUUCUUCUCCUGCUUGUUCAGGUAUCCCCUACUAAUCUCCUUGGCCCCCUGCCCAUAGCGGAGGCAGCAGGCCCUAGCUGCGCUGAGGCCUUACAUGAUUGUAGCAUCUUCUUUCUUCUUUACUAUGUCAGAAAAACCCUCUCUCUUUCCCUUUAUCUCCUCUUCCUCUUGGGACCUGGAAGGCCCACCUAUAGCUUCUGCCCAGCAAUUGUCUCCUGGCCUUCUUUAUUGCAAAAUCAAGAGUAAGAAACCUAAUAUUUCUUAUCAAUAUCCACUAGGCGAUUUCUUUUCUUAGAUUUCUCUUCCUUAUCGUAGUCCCUUGGAUCAAACCCCCAGACUCAGGCAUGCUAGGCCAGUGUUCUACCAUGAGCUAUAGGUCCCUAGACAAUAUUUUGAUGAUUUGUUAUUAUUACCAGAGCUUUGUAGAUGAAACUAAUCUAUUAAAGGCCAUACAUAUUGUUAAAUGUAUGUCCUUUGGAUAUUUUCUUGAAUGGUAUAACCAAAUAGAAUAUGUGAAGUUUGUCUAAAAAUUUAGCAAUUGAAGGUUGAGUAUACCUUAAUAACAUGGCAUAUGUCUUUGCAAGUAUACUUUAUAUCUGUAAUCCCCAGGACCCACAAAUAAUAUAAACUUCAAGAGAGUAAGUAUAAUUCAAAGAGAGGGUACCAGACAUAUUCUUCAGAGUUAUAUUCUUGUGACCUUGACCAACUAAGCUACACCUUCUAAAGUCUAAAAUAUUUCUACAAAUAGUGUCAUAUUUUCAAGAUCAAACACUCAGAACAUAAGCAUUUGGUGGAUAUUCCAUGUAGCUCAUAGCUACAUAAAAAACAAAAGUUUUAUUUAAAGCUUCAGAUACAUGUGUAGGAAUGAGGAGACUCUGGCAUCUCCCCUGUAUCCCACUGCAGAUUAGGGGUGAGACCAGCUCUCUCAUACUCAUGCCCUCAGGACAGGCUUUCCUGUACCACUAGGACAGCUCUAUUUUGUCACCCAGUCUAGGUGCCUAGCUAGUGAGGGCUGAGGCCAUCUCUGAGCAGCCCUUGGACAGCAGCAUGGUUCCAGGCCAUAACACAGACUAGGAACAUCCACGUGGCCAUAUUACCACAGGCAUCAACACAAUCCAUUGUUGCUGUGUGGCACUGGCACCCAGACAAUGGCCCUCACGGGCAGCGUGAGGUGCCAGCGUGAGGCCACAUUGUACUGUGGCCUCGGGUGGCAGGGUAGGCUCCUCACAUCAGGCUCUUCCUCUCCACCCUUGAUCUCUACUUCUACCUCUUUUCAUGGUGCUCAAACCUUUUCUGCUUCUCUUUCUCUCCCAUCUCUCUACCACAUGCUUGCACAUCGUAGUAGCUCUUACUGCAGGCUGUCUUCUCUCAUUCUCUCAUGAAUGGCAGCUGCAGCACUGGGGAAAUCUGGCCCUAUACCUCAUCUGGGCAGCAUAGUAGAGCUGGGCCUGGUGCAGUGGUUAAGCUGGCCCCAAGGUCAUGAGCUGCAGCAUUGGCUGAGCAUAGCAUAGCAGCAGUUCUGGAGAGCUUGUCCUAGUGGUAUGGGUGUGUAAGAGCUGCCAUUCCAACCACCUCAGCUACUUCCUAAGCCCAGACCCAGGGCUUUGAUUUAGGCCACCCCAACUCCUACCCAAUCUAUGAAUUGUGGAGGAUGUGAAGGGGCUGGUCGUGCACCUCCAAAGCUUGAGGAUCUCCAUGUCACAGGGCAACAGCAGGAUAUCCGAGAGGAGUCCCUGUGAGGAUUCAGUAUUGAUACUUCAGGAGAGUCCAGAGGCCUUGAACCAGAACAAUAGCUCAAUUCAAUAAGCAUUUGCAAGUAAAGAUGUGUAGACAAAAGGGUAUUCUGUGUGACUCAGUGGAGAUUCCAUGACAAUAUAUAUUUUUUCCACUUGUU